CGUUUUUUCGUUCUCCUCCUUUGGAAAAAGCAAUAUUAAUUUAUGCUACUUACGAGUUGUUGUGUGGAAAUAAUGCCGGUUUAUAUAAAAUGAUAAUCGACCAAACUGUUAAUUUCAAAUUACUACCUAAUAUCACGGCAGACUUCGCCUUGACUUUGGCUUUGCCAAUUUCCCAUAAAACUAAACAAAAACCUCCUGAAAUAGCCCAACAAAUUAUAAAAAUAACCAACUGUCCCGAUUUAGAACAUACAAUCACCUCUCAAGGUUAUAUUAAUUUUCGUUUCCCUAUCGCCUAUUAUCAACAAUUUUUUAACGAAACUUUAACUCAGGUCGGCCAAAAUCUCCGGGGAGAAAGAAAAAAUUUUCGUCUAAAUAUUGAGUAUGUUUCGGCUAAUCCGACUGGUUAUCUCCAUUUGGCACAUUUUCGGCACGCGGUGGUUGGCAGCACACUAGCCAAUAUUUACCAAUUUUGUGGUUAUCCAAUAACCCGAGAAUACUACAUUAAUGACCGCGGGGGGCAAAUCACUUCUUUAAUUAAUUCCGUUUAUUAUUUUUAUCACCAAUUACAAAAUGCUACUCCGAUAAAGGCGGGCCAAAUAGAUUUAUACGAAAAAAAACAGCAUUUAGAAUUAUUAACUGAAUUAGAAAAAAAAGAUUUAAUUUAUAUCCAAGACGGAGCAACCUUUUUUCGCAGCAGGGCCGACCAUCACGGAACUAUUGCUCGCUUAAAAAGUGCUUAUCAAUUAUUAGACUAUAAUCCUGAGGACUUGCAAAUAAUCUUAGUGCAAACGGUCAAUUUACUCACCAAAGAUGGCCCGACCCGAUUUUCCAAACGAGCAGGCAAUACUAUUGAAUUAGCCGAAGCCUUAAAAUAUCUACAAUUAGACCAAUUAAAAUUUUUUUUGUGUGAAAAAGACCCCAACCAGCCCCUUUCUAUUAAUACCGAAUUACUGAAAGAAAACCAAGAAAAAACCCGCCUUUAUUAUAUUCAAUACGCUCAUGCUCGCUGUCACCAGAUAUUCCAAAAAGCCCAACAAAAAAACAUUGGCCGAAUUGGUUCUAGUAUUGAUUUAUUAACCGACCAGGCCGAAAGAAGUAUAUUUAAUUUACUAAUUCGUUUUUCUUUUGUUUUAGAAAAUGUCAUUGAGGAAAACAAACCCCACCAUUUAAUUAACCAUCUCUACGAAUUGGCCCGCGCUUGA
Racocetra fulgida is the source of this 1202-nucleotide messenger RNA. The record is from the annotation of a GenBank genome assembly. Lineage: Eukaryota; Fungi; Glomeromycota; Glomeromycetes; Diversisporales; Gigasporaceae.